UGAAGAUGCAAAAGGAUGAUGAAGAUCUUGAACAAAUACUUCUUCGCUCUCGUUGUCAUAAAGGGCGUUUGCUUUAUUACUUCCCUGCACAACUGAGUAAUCAUGAAGAAAAUGGUGAAUACAUGUCAUCUUGGUGUGGAUGGCAUACUGACCAUGGCUCAUUGACAGGUCUGACAUGUGGCAUGUUUAAGAGAAAUGGUGUACAAAUAUCUUGUCCUGAUAGUGCAGCUGGCCUUUAUAUAAGAACACGGAGUGGUGAAAUCGUCAAAGCUAUUUUUGGAGAAGAUGAAAUAGCAUACCAAAUUGGCGAGACCACUGAAAUACUUUCUCAAGGUUAUCUCUGCGCAACACCCCAUUGUGUUCUGGCAGCAAAAGGGAAGGAGUCUUCUGGCAUUGAUCGAUCAACAUUUGCUUUAUUUAUGCAACCUGAUUGGGAUGAAAAACUCAAUUUUCCAGAGGACGUUCAUAUUCACAAAGAGCUGAUACCACCAAAUGGAAGUCUUACUUUUGGAGAGUAUUCUGAGAUGCUCCUUGACAAAUAUUACCACAAGAAGACAUGAAAAUUUUAUCCCAUAACGCCUAUAGGUACACCACAAAUACAAUAA
Hibiscus syriacus is the source of this 605-nucleotide messenger RNA. RefSeq lists its product as uncharacterized. The transcript is spliced from 7 exons. The record is from RefSeq and is a predicted model, not a curated record. Bases 6 to 560 code for a protein of 184 amino acids. Lineage: Eukaryota; Viridiplantae; Streptophyta; Magnoliopsida; Malvales; Malvaceae.